Messenger RNA from Mustela erminea (ermine), 1815 nucleotides. RefSeq names its product ALG6 alpha-1,3-glucosyltransferase (gene ALG6). The coding region runs from base 279 to 1802 and encodes 507 amino acids. Gene Ontology annotation, cellular component: endoplasmic reticulum membrane. Gene Ontology annotation, molecular function: dolichyl pyrophosphate Man9GlcNAc2 alpha-1,3-glucosyltransferase activity. Gene Ontology annotation, biological process: protein N-linked glycosylation. The record is from RefSeq and is a predicted model, not a curated record. The transcript has 15 exons. NCBI's taxonomy places the organism in Eukaryota, Metazoa, Chordata, Mammalia, Carnivora, Mustelidae.
GAGAGAAGCGCUCCGCCACGGGGGCGAGCGCGCAGGCGCCUUCUUGGGUUAGCUGCCGGCGCGAAUCCCAACGUUCCGCGGGCGGUGGGGCUACUUCUUCACAGACCGAAAAGUCCGUAUUUAACUGGAAAGGAAGCAUCACUUAAAAGUUCUCUCAUACUCCUUAUCCCAAAGAAUUGAUAACUUUUCUCCAAUAAAGAAAAGAAGUGACUGACUACCAGUUAGAAGUAUUCUGGCACUGGUCCCAUUUUUUCCCUCCUUACAUUUGUAGAAAAAAUAUGGAGAAAUGGAACUUGAUGGCAGUUGUGGUCCUACUAGGACUAACAGUACGGUGGACAGUUUCCCUUAAUUCUUACUCAGGUGCUGGAAAACCCCCUAUGUUUGGUGAUUAUGAAGCUCAGAGACAUUGGCAAGAAAUUACUUUUAAUUUACCGGUCAAACAAUGGUAUUUUAACAGUAGUGAUAACAAUUUACAGUAUUGGGGAUUGGAUUAUCCUCCUCUUACGGCCUAUCAUAGUCUUUUAUGUGCAUAUGUCGCCAAGUUCAUUAAUCCAGACUGGAUUGCUCUCCAUUCAUCACGUGGAUAUGAAAGUCAGGCACAUAAGCUUUUUAUGCGCACCACAGUGUUAAUUGCUGAUUUGCUGAUUUAUAUACCUGCAGUGAUUUUAUACUGUUGUUGUUUAAAAGAAAUCUCAACCAAGAAAAAGAUUGCUAAUGUAUUAUGCAUAUUGCUGUAUCCAGGCCUUAUUCUUAUCGACUAUGGACAUUUUCAAUAUAAUUCUGUGAGUCUUGGCUUUGCGUUGUGGGGUGUUCUUGGAGUAUCUUGUGACUGGGACCUCCUAGGCUCACUGGCAUUUUGCUUAGCUAUAAAUUAUAAACAGAUGGAACUUUACCACUCCUUGCCAUUUUUUUGCUUUUUGCUUGGCAAGUGUUUUAAAAAAGGCCUGAAAGGAGAGGGGUUUGUUUUGUUAAUUAAGCUGUCUUGUACAGUUGUGGCUUCCUUCAUUCUCUGCUGGCUGCCAUUCUUUACAGAAAGGGAGCAAACAAUGCAAGUUCUGAGAAGACUCUUCCCAGUUGAUCGUGGAUUAUUUGAGGAUAAAGUGGCCAAUAUUUGGUGCAGCGUCAGUAUCUUUCUGAAGAUCAAGGAUAUUUUGCCACGUCACAUCCAGAUAAAAAUCAGCUUUUGUUUUACAUUUUUGAGCCUGCUUCCUGCAUGUAUAAAAUUAACACUUAAGCCCUCUCCCAGAGGAUUCAGAUUUACUCUGGUUAGCUGUGCACUGUCAUUCUUUUUAUUUUCUUUCCAAGUACAUGAAAAGUCCAUUCUCUUGGUAUCAUUACCAGUCUGCUUAGUUUUAAGUGAAAUUCCUUUUAUGUCUACUUGGUUUUUACUUGUGUCAACAUUUAGUAUGCUACCUCUUCUGUUAAAGGAUGAACUCCUAAUCCCCUCAGUUGUGACAACGAUGGCAUUUUUUAUAGCUUGUGCAACUUCUUUUUCAAUAUUUGAAAAGACUUCUGAAGAAGAACUGCAAUUGAAAUCCUUUUCCAUUUCUGUUAGGAAAUACCUUCCAUGUUUUACAUUUCUUCCCAGAAUUAUACAGUAUUUGUUUCUUACCUCAGUCUUCACUAUGGUACUUCUGACACUGAUAACUGUCACACUGGAACCUCCUCAGAAAUUACCGGACUUAUUUUCUGUAUUGGUUUGUUUUUUAUCCUGCUUGAACUUCCUGUUCUUCUUGGUAUAUUUUAACAUUAUAAUCAUGUGGGAUUCCAAAAAUGGAAGAAAUCAGAAGAAAACCAACUAGCUUUAUUUCCACA